GCGGGCAGCGCACGUGAAACCCGCGGGGUAAAGACGCGUCAAAUGAGCACCAGUGAUCCGUGAGAACGCGUGCAGCCGCCGCCAUGAACGACAAAUAUCACCAGGCGGCUCGGGACGGUCACCUGGAGCUGCUGAAAGAAGCGACGCGGAAAGAUCUCAACGCUCCGGAUGAUGACGGAAUGACGCCGACGCUGUGGGCCGCGCAGCACGGCAACCUGCACGCGCUCCGGCUGGUGGUGGGGAGAGGAGGAGAUCCGGACAAAUGUGAUAUUUGGGGAAACACGCCCCUUCACCUGGCAGCAGCCAACUGUCAUCUGAACUGCAUGUCCUUUCUGGUGUCGUUCGGUGCGAACGUGUGGUGUCUGGACAACGACUACCACACGCCGCUGGACAUGGCGGCCAGCAGAGGUCACAUGGACUGCGUGAGAUACCUGGACUCCAUCGCCGCCAAGCAGAUCACCAUCAACCCCAAACUGGUGAGCAAACUGAAGGAACGUGCCUUCCGUAACGCUGAGAAGCGCAUAAAGAACUGCGAGAAGCUCCAGCGCAAACAUCACGAGCGCAUGGAGAAGCGCUUCUUGCGAGAGACAUCUGCAGCCGACAUGCUAGACAACAUGAGCUACAGCAGUUUUAGCAGCACAUUGAGCCGCAAGAUCCCACAGUUCAACACUCUUGACUCCACGACGUACUCGCAGGCAACGCUUCAGUCCACAACAAGAGGCAAAACCAAAAUUCAGCGCCGCCUCGAGAAGAAGAAACAAGGAGACGGGACGUUCAAGAUUUCCGAAGACGGGCGAAGGAGCGUCCGCUCCCUCUCUGGUCUCCAGCUGGGCAACGAUGUGAUGUUUCUGAAGCAGGGUACGUACGUCAGCCCGCGGCAGCAGUCGAACCCCAAACUCAACAUCCGUAACAUGUUUACCAGUAAACUGGAUGAAUAUGAGGAUGUUGACACGGUUUCCCGAGCCCUCAGUGACCCCGGUCUGUAUGACGCUGCAUACUCUGAAAUUAGCACAGACUCUGGUCGGGACUCUCUGUUCAACCGGCCGGGACUCGGCACUAUGGUGUUCCGCCGGAAUUACAUGACCGAUGGGCUGUUUCGCAUGGGACGGGAUGAAGGCAGCGUGGCCGGGAGCGAGCCAGUGGGACGGGCACCGAACGUCCGGUUACGUGGUAGAUUGCCACUCAGAUCACCCAGUCUAGAUGAGGUCAGCAUCGACAGCUCGCUGAGUCUCCAGGAGAGAAACUUACAGGAUUUGCCGUGGGAGGAAGGAGAUCUGGGUCUGGAGGAGGAGGAUGAUGAACAGCAGCCUUCGUCGGCACCUUUGGAAGUGUUUUUGGUGUCUCAGGGUCUGACUGACUUUCUCUCCAUCUUCCAUCGGGAGCAGCUGGACUUGGAUGCGUUGCUCCUGUGUUCGGAGCAGGACCUCAUCAGCAUUCACAUUCCUCUAGGACCCCGAAAAAAACUGCUGGGCGCAUGCGGCAGACGCAAUCACGUGCUGGACGGAGCGGGUGACAUGCAGGACACUGAGCUUUGAUGGGUAUGUGUGAGUUGUCUACAAUGAGAUAUCUUUAAGUUUUUAUCAUCUGCCAUAUUUUAUUUAUUUUAUCACGUCACGGUGCAUUCUGAGAUUGGCUUCGCCUUUAAAGAUGGAUACAGCACAACAUCAGAGUUUGGGAACACAAUGAUGCUGACUUUAUUUGUUGAAUCAGUCUUCAGGUCAGGAUUCCAUUAAAAUACUGUAAAUGUAAGCAGCUUACAUUAAGGUUUGGAACAGUCGUUGUGUAUCUAUGUGUUUGCGUUUCACCUUAUACAUAAAAUAAUUAAUUGAACUCAAAUGUCUAUAAGUGACCAUGAGAGUGUAAACACAAUAAUGCCAUCUUGUGGUCGAGAGGAAAACAACAGCCCUUCUUAUUCCUUUCAAUGCAAAAAAACACUAUUAAUUAAUAUAAAUGUUUAAAGUGUCAUGAGACCAAAACCAUGAUAAACGUACAUGCUUGUGAAUGUUACAGCAAAAUCAUUCAGAAAAUGGCAGAGAAACAAAAGCAGUAGUCCUUGUUUAACAAGUUUAGACACUAUCAGACAAUUUUGUAUAUAAAAUGUUGGUUUCAGUAAAGAUAAAGCUCCAUUGCUAUUACUGAUUAUUUUAUCAAUUGAAGUGUACAACAUUUUUACAACAAUGUAAUUCCGCUAAAAAUAAGAAAUUCUGUUAUUUAUGUAUGCGAUUUUAAACCUGUAUGUGACUCUUUCUUCAGUGGAACACAACAGAAGAUAUUUUGAGAAAUGUCUCGGUGGUUUGUGUUCAUACAACAGGAGUCGAUGGGGUUGUUUGGCUAUCAACAUUCUUCAAAAUAACUUCUUUUGUGUUCUGCAGAAGAAAGAAAGUACAGAUUUGAUAUGGAAUGAGGAUGAGGAGUAUAUGAUGAGUGAACUAUCCCUUUAAGAACAACAUUCAUUUUGAUUUGAUAAUGCAUUAUACAAACACACACAGUGUUUGUAUAGUUUCAUAUCUGUACAGUUUUGUGGAGGAGCUUUAUUUGUUUUGGAUUCUGUGGUCUUUUGCUCUUUUAUGAUGGGGCUGUGCUGCAGGUUUUAGAUGCUGACCUACUGAAAGGUGAUAUAACUCUUGUUACUUUAUCUCUCUAUCUCACACACUCAUAAGCACACACACCCACCCACCCGUUGCUAACAUAUACAUUACCCUGUUCUUCACUUCACUAUAUCUUAGUGUAAAGUUUUAAUUUGUCUCCUUUACUUUUGGUCUACAGUUCUCUUGCCAGUCUGCUUAGAUUUGGUCCCAUUCUCGAAAGACAAGUUAGCUUAAGAACUCUGUCCUGCAUGGUGUUUCAUAAUCGACUUAGUUUAUUUAUUGUUAUGCCUAGUCAAUUUUACAUUUUAACGUCAUGAUCUAUGAAUACUGCCAUUUAAAUAACAGAGUAUCAUGUUUUGCAUACACUAAUGAGAAUUAGGAUUUUUUAUUAUGAUUCAUUUUUU
Triplophysa dalaica is the source of this 2992-nucleotide messenger RNA. RefSeq names its product Usher syndrome 1Gb (autosomal recessive) (gene ush1gb). NCBI's taxonomy places the organism in Eukaryota, Metazoa, Chordata, Actinopteri, Cypriniformes, Nemacheilidae. The transcript has 4 exons. Bases 84 to 1535 code for a protein of 483 amino acids. Gene Ontology annotation, molecular function: protein binding. The record is from RefSeq and is a predicted model, not a curated record.